Anopheles marshallii is the source of this 798-nucleotide messenger RNA. Its product is annotated as rRNA-processing protein UTP23 homolog. Gene Ontology annotation, molecular function: small ribosomal subunit rRNA binding. Gene Ontology annotation, cellular component: nucleolus; small-subunit processome. NCBI's taxonomy places the organism in Eukaryota, Metazoa, Arthropoda, Insecta, Diptera, Culicidae. The record is from RefSeq and is a predicted model, not a curated record. The transcript is spliced from 2 exons. The coding region runs from base 1 to 798 and encodes 265 amino acids.
AUGAAGAUUACAAAACACAAGAAAACUCGUAAGUAUAUGAGUUUUUACAUAAAUAAUUUUGGAUUCCGGGAACCGUUGCUUGUGCUGAUCGAUGGAAGUUUCUGCCAUGCUGCGUACAAGGUGCGGCUCCAAAUAGAAGAGCAGUUAAAAAAGUACUUCCAGUGCGAGGUGAAACCGAUCGUGACGGCCUGUAUCAUCACGGAGACGGACAAUCUCGGCCCGGCAUUCAUUGGCACCAGCCAGCUGUUGAAGAAAUUUCUCGUUCAUCGUUGCGGGCACGAGAAGCGACCGCUCGAUGGUGCCGCUUGCAUUAAAGCGAUGACAAAAACGUGUCAUUAUAUCGUGGCAACGCAGGACCGUGCGCUGCAGGAAUGGGUACGAGGCAACCCGGGCAUUCCGCUGUUCUAUCUGCACAACGGGUCCGUCCCGACGUUGGUACAACCGUCGGAGGUGCAUCGUCAGGCGGCAGCUGAUGGGCAGAAGAAUCGGGUUGGUAUUCGUGAGCUUGAUCAAAAGAUGAUUCAAGCGCUGAAGGCGAAAGAAGGUAUCACCGUGCCCGAAACGCCCGUGCGCAAAAAGCCCAAAAAACCCAAAAAUCCUAAUCCACUGUCGUGCAAAAAGUCGAAGAAAAAGAAAAACGAUGUAACAAUUGGAAGGAAUGAAUCAGAUGGAAAACCGGCAACGGUUGGUGAUAGUGGAAUAGUUAAGAAAACGAGUAGAAAACGUAUCAAGCUACCGAAACACGUUAUAGAGCAUUUGAAAGUAUCAAAUGCAGCGCAAAAUAAAGGAAGUAACUGA